Messenger RNA from Acanthamoeba castellanii str. Neff, 270 nucleotides. RefSeq lists its product as uncharacterized. Bases 1 to 270 code for a protein of 89 amino acids. NCBI's taxonomy places the organism in Eukaryota, Discosea, Longamoebia, Acanthamoebidae. The record is from RefSeq and is a predicted model, not a curated record. The transcript has a single exon.
AUGGCGAUCCGCUCGCCCUCGGGCAGGGCCGACCGGGUGCGCGUCGAGCUGGUGACCCCCUCCAACCACGCCAACGUGCUGCGGUCGACCGAGGUCGAGCUCAACAAGGGCCGCAUACCAAUGCGUCGCCUCAUGGACGAGUGGUACAUGCGGAAGCCGAUCUGGGUCGACGCCGACCUGCCCGUGGGGCUCCACCCUGACGGCUUCAGCGACGUCGAGUUCGUGGGAAUCGACAAGGUGCGACUCAUCGACGAGCCCAGCAACAAGUGA